AUGAAGCCCAUCUGGCAUACUCCAAAAAAAGAAGAGCUUUAUCUUUUUUCGUACCGGAACCGUCUCUUUGCCCUUUGUCGCAGAUCAGUCGCAAAUAGUAAAGACGGUUCCUUCUUCGCCUUUAUGGAGAACAUCACCAUUUAUGCUGCUCCAUGGAAUCAGCAGCUUCUGGGAGCGCUCAUCGAAGAAAUCCAGAGAGAGAGUCUCCGACAAGAGACCGAUCGCAUCAACGUCUACCGAGGUAUGAAAGUCGGGGAAUGGCGAUGGGUCCCCAUGGUAUACAACAUGCACCGGCCAAUGGACAGCGUGGUACUUGAUCCCCACCAGAAAGACAAUUUUGAGGCAGAUGUUCAGGAUUUUCUCCAUCCAACUACGUACCAGUGGUAUAUGGAGCAUAGCUUGAAUUAUCGACGCAGUUAUCUCUUCCAUGGCCCACCAGGCACCGGUAAAACAAGCCUAUGUUUGGGAAUGGCCACUUUUUUCGGCUUGGACAUCUAUACCCUCAGCCUUAACUCUCUCGACGAGAAUAGGUUAGCGCUCCUCUUCCAGGGCCUUCCAAGACGGUGCGUGGUUCUUUUGGAAGAUAUUGAUACUGCCGGUUUACCCAAACGCCCCAACGAUAUGGAUGCUACUCAAGUUGGAAUCUGCGAAGACCAAUUUUUGUCAAAUCAUGAUGAUAAGUCUCCUACAAAACUGGGACCAAUCACUCUCUCAUCUCUUAUCAAUACGCUUGACGGCGUAGCUACCAAAGAUGGCCGUAUUCUUAUCAUGACUACAAACCACAGAGCCAAGCUUGAUAACGCUUUAAUCCGCCCAGGUCGUGUGGACGUGGAGGUUAAGUUCGAGCUUGCGAGUGCCUUUAUUGUUCAAAAGCUCUUCCUUGCUUUCUAUGCACCAGUCAGCAUUUUGGAUGAUAAUGGUAACAACCAACUCGCCAAGAAUAGCACACCCUAUCCAAAAGACAAGAUAAACACGCUGUCGGUGGAGUUUGCGCGGCACGUUUAUGGCGGACAUUUCAGCCAUGCCGAGAUUCAAAAUUAUUUGAUAGGACAUCGCAAAGACCCUGUAUCCGCGGUUGCAGGUGCAAGUGAAUGGUUCAAAACAAAAGCUGUUAACAGGGAAUGA
Molecule: messenger RNA, 1125 nt
Organism: Penicillium malachiteum
Lineage: Eukaryota; Fungi; Ascomycota; Eurotiomycetes; Eurotiales; Aspergillaceae
Exons: 1
Coding region: 1-1125 (374 amino acids)
Biological process (GO): protein insertion into mitochondrial inner membrane from matrix; mitochondrial respiratory chain complex III assembly
Cellular component (GO): mitochondrial inner membrane
Molecular function (GO): ATP binding; ATP hydrolysis activity
Source: RefSeq, a predicted model, not a curated record